Messenger RNA from Penicillium egyptiacum, 1443 nucleotides. Lineage: Eukaryota; Fungi; Ascomycota; Eurotiomycetes; Eurotiales; Aspergillaceae. The record is from the annotation of a GenBank genome assembly.
AUGAAAUAUGCAUGGAUCCUAUUGGUCACCGGCCUGGUGCUGCCAGCCUGGAGUCUAACCCUUCACCGAAGAGACAACCCCGCCGUGGUGCAAAUGGAUAUCCAACGAAAGAAUGAUCUUGAUCCCGUCACUAGAGAUCGAGCACGGAGGAAACGUUCGACAGUCAGUCAGGCAUUGGACAACGAGGAAACUUUGUACUUCUGUAAUGUCACUCUGGGUACCCCGGGGCAGAGCAUACGUCUGGUUCUCGACACUGGAAGUAGUGAUUUGUGGUGCAAUACGCCAAAUUCUACUCUCUGCGAAUCCAAGGAGAACGCUUGCGAAUCCGGUACUUAUGACUCGAGCUCUUCCUCUUCAUAUUCAUUUGUGAACUCGGACUUCAAUAUCAGCUAUGCCGAUGGAUCCGGCGCCGCCGGAGACUAUGUAACCGACACUCUUACCGUCGGGGGCACAACUAUUGAAGACUUCCAAUUUGGUAUUGGGUUUUCGUCUGGCUCUUCGGAGGGUGUGCUGGGUAUAGGAUAUACCGCGAAUGAAGUUCAGGUUGGUAGAAAUGGAGAACCGGCUUAUGCCAACCUACCCAAGGCACUUGUCAACAAAGGAGUGAUCCAAUCAAAUGCCUACAGUCUCUGGCUGAACGACCUGGAUGCGAACACAGGCUCGAUUUUGUUUGGUGGAGUCAACACUAAGAAAUACCACGGCGCCCUGCAAACAGUCCCCAUCCAGAAGGUCUACGGACAGUACUCGGAGUUCAUUAUUGCGCUCACUGAGGUGUCUCUCACCACGUCCUCCGGUAAAAAUACCUAUUCUUCGAGCUCCAUUCCCGCAGGUGUGUUACUGGACUCGGGAAGCUCUCUUACAUACCUUCCGGAUGCGCUUGUUCGGGAAAUCUACGAUGAUCUCGGGGUCUUUUACGAGUCGGAAAGUGGCAUUGGCUAUGUUGAAUGCAGCAUGGCACAGCAGAGCAUUACCCUCAGUUACACGUUCUCAUCGCCGACGAUUAACGUGGACAUCAACGAGAUGAUCAUCGAUAUCGGCGAGCUCUAUUUCCGGAACGGCAAGCGAGCCUGCAUUUUCGGUAUUGUCCCCGCGGGAAGCAGCUCGGCAGUCCUGGGAGAUACGUUCCUUCGCAGUGCGUACGUGGUAUACGAUCUUGAGAAUAAUGAGAUUUCCCUCGCCAGUACCAACUUCAACACCACCGAGAAUGAUAUCUUGGAGAUCGGGACUGGCACUGAUUCCGUCCCCGGUGCGACUGCAGUUCCGAAUCCAGUGACUACCGCACCAGUUGGUGGCACCGCUGCUCGCAUCGGAGGUCCGCAUGGAGGCUCCGGCCUCUUUGGCUCGGCCUCUGCCACUGUGAAUAUGGCCAUUCCUAAGGCGACUGCUAUGCCGAGACACGUGGCUGUCGGCCUUGCCGGUGUAGGAGCUCUUCUGGCUCUUUAA